UGCAGGGUCAUGGUUCUGGUGAACCCCCAGAGUGGGCGGGGCCAGGCUCUCCAGCUUUUCUCCGGGCAAAUCGAGCCCAUGCUCACCGAGGCUUCAGUCCCCUACACACUGGUCAUCACUGAGCACCAGAACCAUGCGAGGGACCUGGUGAGAGAGACUGAUCUGUCACAGUGGGAUGCUCUGGUCAUCCUGUCAGGAGACGGGCUGCUGUUCGAGGUGUUGAAUGGUCUUCUGGAGAGAGAGGACUGGGAGGAGGCCAUCCAGACCCCAUUGGGCAUCUUACCAGGGGGCUCGGGCAACGCCCUGGCAGCCUCCGUCCACCACUACACUAAGUCUCCCCCGGCCUGGGGUAAGGAGCUGCUGCUGAGCUGUGGCUUCCUGCUGUGUAAAGGCCUGGUGACUCGGCUGGACCUGGUCUCUGUCCACCUGGCCUCCAGCCAGCGCAUCUUCUCCUUCCUCUCCCUGGCCUGGGGCUUCGUGGCCGACGUCGACAUUGAGAGCGAGAAGUACCGCCUCGUUGGCCCCAUGCGAUUCCUGGUUGGUACGCUGAUGCGCCUGGCCUCCCUCAAGGUAUAUCAAGGUAGGUUGGCAUACCUGCCUGCUCCUCCCUUCACAUCCCAGAACUCCUCUCUCUGCUCCUCUCUACCCUGUGGGCCCAACAGCUCCCCCAAUCAGAACUCUCGCCACAACCACAGCACAAACCACAGCACAAACUCCAACCACAACACCGCCCACAACUCCUCCAACAUUGCCAUCACAACCAUGAGGACCAAGCCCCAACCAGUCAACCAGAAGGGGCCUCCUGACUCGCUCCUAGUAGACCUGGAGCAGCCGUUGCCUGAGCAUUGGACAGUAGUGAAUGAGGAAGAAUUUGUACUGGUAUUGGCCAUGUUCCAGUCCCACCUGGCUGAGGACCUGUUUGCCGCCCCUGGGGCCACAGCAGACGACGGCUUCAUCCACCUGUUGUAUGUGCGUGCAGGCAUCUCCAGACUAGCCCUGCUCACACUCUUCAUGACCAUGGAGAAGGGGGGCCACCUGGCUAUUGGCUGCCCACACCUUGUGUAUGAGAGGGUGAAGGCCUUUCGCCUGGAGCCUCUGUCCCCCGAGGGAGCGAUCACUGUGGACGGGGAGAUGGUGGAGUACGGGCCAGUACAGGCCCAGGUUCAUGAAGGAAUUGCCAGGCUCAUCUCAGGCUGAGAAUCUACUCAGAGCGUCUGUCCUCCCCACAGCUCUGACUUCUCGCUCCCUUUCUUACUCUGUCUACUGUAUAUACAAAGUUCCAAAGACACUAUAUCAGCCUUUGGAAAAUCCCCUCUCUUUUUUCUACAGAUACAUUCAGUAUCUAUCUCUGUGUCCUGUUUUUUAGAGAUCCCUCCCUUUCCUCUCCAUGCUUCAUUCAGGGUCAAAGCCAUGGGUGUUCUUGCAGCUGGCUGGUCUCAGCUAAGAGUGUGUGUGUAUGAUAGUGUGUUGUGAGCGGUGUGUUUAGUAGGGAGGGGCCCACGGCUGAGGAGUACCUUGUGUGCUCCGCUGUCUGACUUAAUAAGUGUGACACACGU
Molecule: messenger RNA, 1556 nt
Organism: Salvelinus namaycush (lake trout)
Lineage: Eukaryota; Metazoa; Chordata; Actinopteri; Salmoniformes; Salmonidae
Product: sphingosine kinase 2-like
Exons: 4
Coding region: 10-1197 (395 amino acids)
Biological process (GO): negative regulation of apoptotic process; sphingosine biosynthetic process; cellular response to growth factor stimulus
Cellular component (GO): membrane; cytoplasm; intracellular membrane-bounded organelle
Source: RefSeq, a predicted model, not a curated record